AUGGCUGCAAAUACCCCACCCAAUAUAUCAGCUAGAAUAUUUUAUGGGCUAAGAACAGACAUUCAAUACAAUGCCCAUUAUAUGACAGAUUCCGAAAUUAUAUACCCAGCUGGUGGUGUCAUUGUAAUACACAAUCAUAUUCAAAAGAAGCAAAAAUUUAUCCGCCUUCAAGAUAAACACAAACCAAUUAAAUCGCUAGUAUUAGCACCGAACAGACGUUGGCUAGCUUUGAAUGAAAUCGCGGAGGAAGGGCAGAAGCCAACAAUCACUAUUUAUGAUCUCACAACAUUCAAGAGGCGUAAAAUUUUAACUGUGCCCUUCGAAAAUUCCACUGCUCGAGAUUUUGCUUGCAUUCAGUUUACGUAUGAUUCAAAAUAUCUGGUGGCCAUAACUGGAGAACCUGAUUGGUAUUUGUAUUAUUAUAACUGGGACAAAGGAAAAGUGGAGAGCCAUGCAAAAGCUCAAAAUCCCAGUGGCCAAGGGACUGUAGAAAGUGUACAAUGUAAUCCUACAGAUGCAACUCUCGUAGUUAUAACAGGGCCAUAUACUUUUCGAAUAAUGAACGUUUCUGAAACAGUAUGGCGUCAAUGGGGUUGGUGUAAGGCUGAAAAUAUUAACAUAACCAGUUGUAUGUGGCUAACACCUGAUCGUAUUAUGUUUGGGACGUAUAAUGGAGUGAUUAUGGUAGUGGAAAAUGGAGAUCUGCGACAAAAUUGUAUAUUUCGAGCCGCUGAUGUCAUGGAGAUGUCCCUUAAAAAAGUUGACGUUGAAGGUGAAGGUGAAAAAACUAGCACUGCUAGUGGAGAUGUGGCCAGCAGUGAACAGGGAAUUCUUGAUUCAGAAGAUUACCCAGUCACAUGUUUGAUUAAUUUUGCCAAAGGUUUUGCGUACGCUUGUGGACAAGGCUAUGUUCAUAUGUUUGAGAAAGAAACGCCACAUCAUUGGCGUAAAAGGAAUUUGUUUAGAAUUUCUAAAAAGUCUUACAAACAUACCCGAGAACACCCGAUGUGGUCGCCGUUAGAUGCCAUUCAACAUAUUACUAUAGAUCCGAACCAAGAAGUACUUCUUAUCACAACCCUUAGAAAACAAUUUUAUUAUGUUAAGUUGUUUGGACAACAUAUGCUUCAAAAUCCAGAAAUAGCAUUUACGGAACUCGGACCAGCUAUGCACUACGGCCGAAUAAAUUCGCUAUCGAUGUGCGCUUGGAAACCAAUAUUUAUGACGUCCGGCGAACAAGAUAAAAGCAUUAGGAUUUGGAACUAUAUGACUGAUGAUGUAGAGUUGAUUAAACUAUAUCAAGAAGAGAUACAUUGUGUUUCUCUACAUCCUACGGGACUUUUCGCGAUCGUAGGGUUUUCAGAUAAGCUACGAUUUAUGGUGGUGCUUAUUGAUGAUUUUGAAGUAAUGCGAGAGUUCCCAAUUCGUAAUUGUAAACGUGCACAAUUUAGUACCAACGGGCAUCUCUUCGCUGCCGUCAACGGUCAAGUUAUUCAAGUUUUUUCAUCGGUUUCCUUUCAGAAUGUUUUCAAUUUGAAAGGACAUAAUGGAAAAAUUACUGGCUUAGCGUGGUCAGCAAAUGAUUUAACAUUGGUGUCGUGUGGAACAGAAGGCGCUGUAUAUGAAUGGAACAUGUCUUCAGGCCAAAGAGUUGGUGAAGUCAUACUUAAAACAAAUCAAUUUAAGGCGUGUGCUGUCAAUAGUAAUGGUAAAACAACGUACGGUGUUGGAAGUGACGGCGAAAUUAAAGAAGUUGGCUCCAAUACAAUUCGAAGAAACCUAGGUUUGAUUGGAUGCGCUCUAGAUACCAUCGUGCUGUCACGCUCAGACUUAAUGCUAUUUAUAACUGGUGGCGAAGGAGGUGUAACUGGUGUUCAACUGCCUUUAUUAGACAAAGCUAUUUUUAAUGAAUUUCAUAUGCAUAAUAUAAAAGUUACCGGUAUUGCAUUAUCAUACGAUGAUCAAACUUUAGUAUCAGUCGCGGAAGAUUCUUCAAUCUGUCUGUGGAGAUUGACCAACGCUGAUGGUAGAGCUAUAGCGCUCGAUAAAGAUUUUGCUUACUCUAAAGAGAUUUUAAUAAGCAAAAAAGAUUUACAAGAGAAAAUUAAUAAUAUAAAUCUACUCAGCACAAGAAUGAGUGAACUAGAAACAGAACACACCUAUCAACUUCGUCAAGCUGAGGCUGCACAAGCUGAAAAGUUAAAAGAAGUUCACGAGGGAUAUUGCGCUGCUAUUGAAGAACUUAAAGAGAAAAAUGAGCAAAUGGAAAAUGAACACACACACGAAAUUGGAAUGAUACAACAAGAUAUUGCAAAGUUGAAGUCGGGUCACGAAAGAACUCUUCAAGCUCUGGAAGCUGAUUUUAAUAUUAGACUAAUAAGUGAAUAUGAUAGGUAUCAAAGCUUAGAAGAUAAAACAGCUCGAAUGAGAAAAGAUUAUGAACAGCGUUUGGAAGAUUUAGCUGAAAACAAACGUCUAGCUCUAAGGCAACUGAAUGAUAUGUUUGAAGCAAAACUUGAGGAAAAGGAUCUCAUGUUACAAGAAUUGCAAGAACAAGCGGAUAUGGAGAAACGAGAGCAUGAAUCGAUAAAGGCAUCUAUAGAAGAAGACGCAGAUCGAGAAAUUAUUGAAAUAAGAACAGCGUAUGAGGUCCAAUUGAAAGAAGAAAAAGAUGCCAAUGUACGUUUGAAAGGAGAAACAGGACUAAUGAAAAAGAAGUUGAUAUCUGCCAAUAAAGACAUUGAUGAAUUUAAGCAUCAAGUGUCACAGUUGAAGGCUGAACAUAAACAAUUUCAAAAAGUUAUAUCAACUCUUGAACGUGAUGUCGCUGAUUUGAAGAAAGAAAUAACCGAGAGAGAUGGCACUAUUCAAGAUAAAGAGAAAAGAAUAUAUGAGCUAAAACGAAAAAAACAGGAACUUGAAAAAUACAAAUUUGUAUUGAAUUUCAAGAUAACAGAGCUAAAAAAUCAGAUUGAGCCUAAAGAAAGGACAAUACGAGAAUUAAAAGUUCAGAUAGAUGACAUGGAGAACGAAGAGUUAAAGUUAUUGAACACAAAACAUGAUCUCGAACUCAAGAUCACUCAAUUAAAUGAAAAGUUGUCGUCGGCAAAAAAGGAUUUUACAAAUGAAGCUAAUCGAAACAUAACGCUGAAAAAUACUCUAAAGAAAAUAAAGAUUGACCUUCACAAUAUGACGGCUAAUUUCCAAGAUCCAACUCAACUAAAGCUAAGUGUAAAGGCUCUUUUCCAAAAAUACGUGGAGGAUAUAGAUUUUGUGCGUAGCCGCAUCGCAGAGGACGAAGCCAUACGGGAGUUUAAUCGACAACGAGAUCAUCUUGAGAAACAAGUAGCUGCGCUUAAAAUGCAGUUAUCGAAGUCGUUAGAUGGUUCCAAGAGUGACAUCAGAAAGAUCAUGGACGAGAAUUGCACUUUACUAUCGGAAAUUAACAAUUUGCGUACUGAACUGAAGUCUACUCGUACGAGGUGCUUCCAAAUGGAGUCGAUCCUCGGACUGUCCGCGCGAUACGUGCCGCCGACGACUGCGCGCGCUAAACUUAAACACGUAACAGAGGACCGCGAGCUACUGGAUGAAAAGUAUAAACAAAAAAUUGAGGAAAGAGAAGAAAUUUUUGUAGCCCUUAAAGAAGAAAAUGAACGCUUGCUUGAAAAAGCUAGGUGCAUGGAUGAAAUAGUACACGAUAACGGAAAUUGUAGUGGAGACAAAGUAGAU
Molecule: messenger RNA, 3726 nt
Organism: Brenthis ino (lesser marbled fritillary)
Lineage: Eukaryota; Metazoa; Arthropoda; Insecta; Lepidoptera; Nymphalidae
Source: the annotation of a GenBank genome assembly